AUGGCUGCUUUCACUUGUACCUCUCGUCCUCCGGUUUCUCUCCGUUCAGAGACGAAGAUCGCUUCCUCACCAUCGGCUUCUCUCAAUGCUCGCCGGAUGUUCGCCGUGUUACCGGAAUCAGGAGGAUUGAGAAUCCGUCUUUCUCUCUCUCCGGCUUCGUUGACCUCGAUUAAUCCUAGGGUUUCUCCUCGUCUACGAAGAGCCGUCGUCUGCGAAGCUCAGGAAACUACUACUGACAUUUCAGUAGUCAACGACUCGACAUGGGAGUCUCUAGUUCUCAAGGCAGACGGGCCUGUACUGGUCGACUUUUGGGCACCAUGGUGUGGACCUUGCAAAAUGAUUGACCCGCUCGUGAAUGAACUAGCACGACAGUACGCCGGGAAGGUCAAGUUCUACAAACUAAACACCGAUGAGUCUCCUUCAACACCAAGCCAGUACAAUGUUAGAAGCAUCCCAACGAUCAUGAUCUUUAUCAAUGGCCAGAAGAAGGAUGCAAUCAUAGGUGCAGUGCCCAAAUCCACACUCACAUCUAGCAUCGACAAAUUAUUGCAAUGA
This is a messenger RNA of Arabis nemorensis, 555 nucleotides long. The record is from the annotation of a GenBank genome assembly. NCBI's taxonomy places the organism in Eukaryota, Viridiplantae, Streptophyta, Magnoliopsida, Brassicales, Brassicaceae.